UAAGACUUCACUGGACUAUAUUAGUAUAUUUGCUAAAUGCGGAGUUUUUGUAAAUGUUUAUUAAAACUAUAUAUUUUAAUCCUGACGUAAGAAAGAACAGCAGUUCUGUUUUAUUUAUUUUCCCGCAGUAAUACCAGCCUAAUAAAGCCAGUAACGCUGAUAAUAGUUUAGUAGUGACACGAGUACAUGUGUGUAAUUUGAAGGUUUUGUGCAUACACUCGAGGCAGUCUAACUAAAACUGUGUGUACUGUGUAGGUUGGCCACCUGUCCCUGCUCUCUAUAAUGCCCCAGUGUUUGCAGCAUCUGCAGUGAACGUGAUGGCAGCCCAGCCGGUCUCCAUAGAUAAGUACCCAAAGGGAGAGCAGCAGAUGCAAGGUGUGAUAAAGGUAGACAGUGAUACGGAGCAGAAGUUUAUUGAGGAGACGUUGGGAGAGGUGCCCAGCCCGGCCCCAGCAGAGCCGCAGACACCCAUGGACGCUGACAAAGCAUCCAUAUAUCGGCAUCCACUGUUCCCCCUGUUGGCCCUGCUGUUUGAGAAGUGUGAGCAGUCCACGCUCAGCUCUGACUGCAUCACCUCAGCGAGCUUCGAUGUGGAUAUCGAGAACUUUGUCCGCAACCAAGAGAAGGAGGGGAAACCUUUCUUCAGUGAGGACCCCGAACUCGACAACCUGAUGGUGAAAGCCAUCCAGGUGCUGCGGAUCCACCUGCUGGAGCUGGAGAAGGUGAGCGACCUGUGUAAGGACUUUUGCAGCCGCUACAUCGCCUGCCUCAAGACUAAGAUGAACAGUGAGACCCUGCUGAGUGGAGAUCCAGGAAGCCCAUACUCCCCCGUACAAGGCCAGGCCCAGGGCUUCUCACCCACCAAAUCUCAGACCCCCAGCUCCGUCUCAGGGACCAUUAGUCCCCAGGGUCAGAUUGUAGUGCCAGCAUCGGCCCUGCAGCAAGGAAACGUUACCGUGACGGCCGUCAACCCUACCCAGGUGGUCGCAGGUAUGUCACCUUGGUGUGCAGCUCCUCCCUCAGGUGGCACCGUGUACCAGCCAGUCACAGUGGUCACUCCUCAGGGCCAGGUAGUAACACAGGCUCUGUCUCCUGGGACGAUACGCGUCCAGAACAAUCAGCUUCAGCUGCAGUUUCACCAGGACUUGAACCUCUUUGGUCACGAUGACAAUUCAACCAAGAACAAGCGCGGCGUUCUACCAAAACAUGCCACCAAUGUCAUGCGCUCAUGGCUCUUCCAGCACAUCGGGCAUCCAUAUCCGACAGAGGAUGAGAAGAAGCAGAUUGCCACUCAGACAAACCUGACACUUCUGCAGGUCAACAACUGGUUUAUAAAUGCACGGAGACGGAUCCUGCAGCCCAUGCUGGAUGCCAGCUCUUCAGAGACGCCCAAAGCCAAGAAAAAGACCCCACAAAACAGGCCACUGCAGCGCUUCUGGCCUGACUCCAUUGCAGCAGGAGGAGGCACCCCGCAGCAAGUUGCCAUGCCUGAUGGUACGAUGGUGACGAUGAACAUGGAGGGUCUGCAGAGCCUGACGUCAGAUGGCGCCACGCUGGCGGUGCAGCAAGUGAUGCUGGGAGGCCACAGUGAAGAUGAGUCAGGGGACAGCGGCGACGAGGACACUGAUGCAGACAUGGCUGCUCUGGGCCUGGACAAUAGCAACUCCUUGCAGUAGAGGACGCGCUCCCUCACACACAGCGGACACGCAUAAUUAGUCCUCCAGAACACAGGUGCGUCCAGACACCGUUAGAUUUCCACAGAGCACAGGACACACCGGGAGCGAGCCGCACUCCUCCGAGCCUCCACCCUGCUGAACGGCGGUUCAUGCUGCGCGUGCGUGUGUCAUUUCAGAAACCCUUUUUUAAUUCUAUAGAUGAUGUAGGUGAGUGCACUUUUUGUAUAUUUAAGCUAAAAAAUGAAAUCAAACAGAAGAAAAAAAACGUGUUUAUGAACACCUGAAGCAAAUUUCUAUAGUCCGUUAAUAAAUGUUGACUUUCUUUCUGCCCCGCUCCCAGCUGGAUUGUGUUUUUGGAUGCCACCACUUUAGACUUCUGUCUUGUUCUUGUAUCUCUGGUUUGUCUUGACUUUUGCAUGCUUGUGUUUUGAGUAGAUGUGCGUGCUCUUAUGACUGACUCCACGGCUCACACUGCCCCCUGCAGGCAGCACAGCACACGUGGAGAGAUUAAAUUAGAGGAGAGAUGCUUAUUUUUCUAUACAAACGUAUGAAAUGAGUGUUUUGUUUCAUUUUUGUGUUCUCCUGUUUUGUAAGAAAUAUUUAUGUACAGAUUCAUAAUAAAUGCUAGCGACCCUGUUUUCCAGGGUUCUUUUGAAGUUUUCUAAAAAACAGAAAAAGGAAUUGAAUGCUGAUGAAAAUCACUAUUUAAAUUGGUUUGAAGCUUGCGAUCCUAACAAGGCCUUAUCCACGUUCUUUUCUAAAAGAGUCUUACCAAGAAGCACAAAAACAAAGUGUGACCCUUGGAGAAAUUGGUCAGAACGACACUAAACAGUGGGACGGUUGUGGCUCUGUAAAGCAUCAUUAAUGCGUUUCCUUUGUGUACUGCAGCGUCCCACUUACCUGAAGAAAUCCUCUGACACACAAAAGUGACUGCAGUUUUUAAAACACUGCUCCAGCUUUGCCCACAUUGUGUAUACCAUACCUUCUGUCCUUUAACCAUUUUACAGUAGUAACGUAGGCGUCACCUUCUAAAAUGCACAAUCCUGAACACUAUGCUAACCACACAAUCACACGGGGGGGACGAGAACUCCAUCAGCAAGGAGCCGUGGACUUUUGCACGCACUCAGCUUUUAUUUAUGUACACAUUCAUGCUGCUGCAUCGGAUACAGAGCAGCUGGAAACUUCCUACUACUCACUGCCCGCCUGAAGGAAUGAGACUGAGAGCUGCAGCCUCUAUUGAGGACCCCCCAACACACACACACACACACACACACACACACACACACACACACACACACACACAGAAGGAUCUGAAAGCUCUUUCAGUUGGACAUUACUGCACAUAUUGGGGUGCCUCUUGUUUAAAUAACUGUAAUGCUGUACUGUACAACAGUUGUUUCUAAGUAGUUGCAGUAUCCUGGUUUAUAUCCCUCCUGUAAAGUUGAGACUCGGCUAAUUGGCUUCAGCCUGAGGGCUCAAUGACUGUCGGUCCUCGCUGAGCUCUCAGUUUGUCACCUGUUUAGCUUUUUAUGAAGCGUUAUUCACUUUUCUCUUGUACUUUUCUCUUGUCUGUUUUGCCUUAGAGCUUUCUAUUUUGGAAUAAAUGAUGCCUAACUCUC
Molecule: messenger RNA, 3295 nt
Organism: Archocentrus centrarchus (flier cichlid)
Lineage: Eukaryota; Metazoa; Chordata; Actinopteri; Cichliformes; Cichlidae
Gene: pknox1.1
Product: pbx/knotted 1 homeobox 1.1
Exons: 10
Coding region: 318-1676 (452 amino acids)
Biological process (GO): regulation of DNA-templated transcription
Molecular function (GO): DNA binding
Source: RefSeq, a predicted model, not a curated record